GAGUGAGGGCAGGGGGCUGGGCUGGGGGUUCCCCAGCUGUCAGCGGUGGGGACAGGAUCGGUGUAAGUGUCCCUCCCUGCGGGGACCUCCCUGUACUGUGGGACACCUGAGUUUACGGAAAGCUUUGGCCCCCGGAGCUGUGUGCCACUAGAACAGGGCAUUUCCCCUCCUUUGUUCCUGUGGGACAACGCCUGCAGCAGAGACACUCAGGUACAGUGGGGCCAGACCCUGGCCUGACUCCCAGGGGGCCCAGGAGCCCCCAUCCCCCACAGCCCGGAAUGGCCGCAAAUUGCCCGUGGGGGACGUCGUGCUACCACAAUUUGCAGUGUCCCCGACUCCGUGCUGGGUUCCAUCCCAGUCCUUUCCACCCCAGGGACCCUCAGGGCGGGGUACUGAGCUGUGCUGCAGGAGAGCUGGUGUUUACCCUGUUGGGUGACACAGCCUUUGUCUGUGCCUCAGUUUCCUGCAGCAUAGAAGGGCACUUCUGGCAGUGGGAAGGGAGCCCUGGCUGUUGUUUUCUCUUUGUGCAACCAGCCCUGCUCUCCCCAGUGCCGGCGGAAGCAGCUGGAGCUGCCUGCACACCGGGAGCUUCCUCGGAGCCCCGUGGGACUGAGGCUGGGAAUGGACUGUUCCUUCCCCCUGCCCUGGACUGAGGCUGGGGAGGAGUUUGGCUCCAAGCAAGUGGCUCUCAGCUCCUCCUGGCUAAUGUCCCCACAGCAGGGUGGCUUUUGGGGACAUCUGCAGUGGGGUGCUGUGGGGAAGGUGCAUGAGGUGCUUGGAGCAGAGUGUGGGGACAGGUGUACUCUCUGGAGGCACUUUGAGCUGGAGCAGGAGGAUGCUGCACCCCUGGUUGUGCCCGCUUACCUGGGCUGCUUUGUUCCUCCAUGGAGGCAGGAAUCCAAAGCCCAAUUAGGGGGCUAGUUACGGGGCUACACUUGUUACUUUCUGUUCUGUGCUGGUGACCCCUGUUCCCCAUGAGCUGCCUGCUCCUUGGGUGAAGCUGCUGCCUGUGAGAGCUGAGGGUGCUCAGCAGCAUCUUGUUUUCUAUGCAGGAUGGGCCGUAGCAGCCCGACAUUCCCCAGCAGCCAGAAAAACCUUUGGCCACCCAGAGUGGCCAAGUGCCCAGCCUGGCAUGCGGCCAGGCGUCGCCCUUCCUAGCUCACUCCGUGGCCCUGGUUGUAGAUCUUGGAGGUCCGGGCUUGGAAAUCCACGUCCAGGGUGGCAUCAGGGUGUGAUGUCCCUGUGGCUCAGACAGAUCCCUAAUGCUGCUCCUCCCUGAGCUGGUGAGGUCCCUCAUGUCUCCAGAGCUGAAGGAGUCGAGAGGCCACACUCUCUGCUGGGACCUGGACAGAGAGAUUAAGCAGCUCCAGGAGCUGGUUAUCUCUGCUGCCUCUGCUGCCGGUCAGCCCUGCCCUGCGGGUGAGCGCGGCUCUGGCUCCGAGUGUUUGUCUCCAAGGGAGCAGCCGUGUCCCUGGGCGGGGUCAGUGCUUCAAGGGCGAAGUGCCUGCGGAUCGGAUCGGGGCACCUGCUAGGCACCAGCUUCUUGGAGAACUGACAGCCCCUCCAAAGGACUCCUGAGUGCAGAAACGAGGGUUCUCUUAAAAUAAGCCCAGCACACACUUCAGGGCAGCGGCCCCAGAGGUGCUGUGCUCCUAUCUGUGGGACCUGUGGGUAGGCUCAGAGCAUCCCCUGCACAGCAGUGGUUGGGGCAGGAAAGUGUUCAGGGCGCUGUCCUGGGAAGCCCCGCCUUGGUUUGGGAGGGCUUAGGAGGGCUUUCCCUCCACGUUUGCAUUCAAAGCUGCUUUGACCAAGCCAAGUCACUGUAAACAGCUUGGAUGGGGCUCUGGGUGUCUGCCCCAUCGGGCUGGGCACUUGCCCAUGCUCAGCUGCUUCUCUUCCAGGGCAGCAUUGUCAUAUUUAUAAUGGAAAAAAACUCAGGCAAACACAGGAGCCUUUUAGCCUCCUGCCACACCUCUGCUACAAUGUACAUUAUCUCAAGUUUACUGCAACUUGCUUCAAGGCUUGAAGCGUUCCUGUCUCCUUAGGAACACUUUUCUUUGUCCUACCAAGCAGGGGACAGGGCUGGGACAGGGCGAGCUGGGGCCUACCUGGAGGAAGGUGGGGAGCAGCUUCCUCCUUACAGUGCUGGAAGAACAGCCUGGGCCCAUUUGAGACCUGAGUGUUUCCCAGGGCUUGGUGACACAUCCUGGGGUGUUGGUGACUGCUCGUGGGGUGUCCCCAUGACUUGAAAGUUUUUUCUGAGGCCCUGUCACCUGCAUUUCUUCUGCUUCCAGAUCCAGGGUGCUGCUUGGGGUGUCCCCGGGCAGCCGAGGUGUCCUGAGGCUGGUUUGGGGGGAUUUUGUACCUGGCUGAUUUUGUCCUGGUUAGGUUGGAGUGUCCCUGUCCCUGCCUGCCCAAAGGGGACAGUGCACAAGUGUCCCCUGAUGCUCCAUGGCUGCUCACAGGCCUCAGCCAGCAGGGGCCAUGCGAUGCUCCCUGAAACGUUCCCUCACGGUUCUGCUUGCUGCUUCCUUCCUCCUCCUCCUCCUCCUCCUCCUCCAUGGGGGCAGCCAGCAGGAACAGGAUCCCCUGGAGGUGCAGCUCAGGGGCCUGGCUCCUGACAUGAUCCUGCAGCUGCUGCAACCGGAGGGAGCCCAGCACAUCCUGAGGGACACAGCUGAGCUCUCUGCUCUGCACAAUAUCUCCUAUCAGCUCCUCGCUGGCUCCCUGGCUCCCCGAAAAAAAUUCCUGGCAGUAGGAAUGGCAUCCGUGCAGAGGCCACGUGGUUUCUACCUCCUGGCCACACUCCAGUCCCUGUUCAGCCAGUCCACGGAGGAGGAGCUGCAGGAGAUGGUGGUGGUGGUGCACCUGGCUGACACCGAUCCUGGCUGGAAUGUGCGCGUUGCCACCACCAUCGCCCAGAAGUUUACUCGCCAUAUCCUCCUGGGCCAGCUCCUGCUCAUCCACGCUCCCCCUGAGUUCUACCCCACCCUGGAAGGCCUGAAGAGGAACUUCAACGAUGCAGAGGAGCGGGUGAAGUUCCGCUCCAAGCAGAAUGUGGACUAUGCCUUCCUGCUCGCCUUCGCCGCCAACCUCUCUUCCUACUACCUGAUGAUUGAGGACGAUGUGUGGAGCGCCAGGUCCUUCCUGACAGCCAUCCGCAGGGCACUGGCUUCCCAGGAGGGCUCCAACUGGGCCACCCUCGAAUUCUCCAAGCUGGGCUACAUCGGAAAACUCUACCGCUCCAGUGACCUUCCUCGCCUGGCUCACUUCCUCCUCCUCUUCUACCAGGAAAUGCCCUGUGACUGGCUGCUGGUCCACUUCCGCCAGCUGCUUACCCAGAAGGACGUGAUCCGCUUCAAGCCAUCCCUCUUCCAGCACAUGGGCCUCUACUCCUCCUUCCAGGGCACUGUCAACCGGCUGAAGGAUGAGGACUUCCAGGCCGAUGCCUUGGACCUCCCAGACAACCCUCCGGCAUCCCUGUUCACCAGCAUGUCCAUCUUUGAGAACUAUGAGCCCCUCAAGGCCUACAGCUUGGCACAGGGGUACUUUUGGGGCAAAGACCCAGCAGCUGGCAGUACUUUUUCCAUCGUGUUCCAGCAGCCAGCCCGAGUCAGCCGUGUCCGCGUGCGCACGGGCUCCGUGGAGCGCCCGGGCGAUUUCCUGCGCGCAGGGCUGCUGGAGCUGGGCCAACACCGGGACCGCAGCCGGGACUGCUCCUCCUACAUCCCUGUGGGCUCCUUCAGGAUGGGGACCCUGGAGCAGCAGGGCCUGGAGAGGGUCCUGCCUGGGCCUGUGGAGUGUGUGAGGAUCCGGGUGACCCAGGACCAGAGUGAGUGGCUCAUCAUCCAGAGCAUUGACAUCUGGACCACAGCAGGCACUUGAGCACAACACCUGUGGCAGGAUGUCAAAGCAGCUGGAUUUGUUUCCUUUAUUUUUCACAUUGCCUUUUUGGAUAAGAAAUUAAGUUACUGAUUCUCACUUCUCCAUGUCUGGAGAGAUGGGAACCAUUGCUGUUGGCUGUGGAGGAUGGGUCUAGGAGCACGGCCCAUCAGAAUGUACACCUGCUGGGAGAUGCCCCAAGGAGCCAGGCCUGGAGGGAGCACAGGAAGGGGAAGGGGCUUGGGAAUUCAAGGCUGAGCAGUAGAAAACCUUUCCUUCCAGGGAGGAUGAUGUACAAAACUGAUCAGCUAAUUAACAAACCAAAUAAUUAAAUCAGGUAGUGGUA
Haemorhous mexicanus (house finch) is the source of this 4228-nucleotide messenger RNA. Its product is annotated as alpha-1,6-mannosyl-glycoprotein 4-beta-N-acetylglucosaminyltransferase-like. Gene Ontology annotation, molecular function: acetylglucosaminyltransferase activity. Gene Ontology annotation, biological process: protein N-linked glycosylation. The coding region runs from base 2452 to 3885 and encodes 477 amino acids. NCBI's taxonomy places the organism in Eukaryota, Metazoa, Chordata, Aves, Passeriformes, Fringillidae. The record is from RefSeq and is a predicted model, not a curated record. The transcript is spliced from 4 exons.